This is a messenger RNA of Salvia splendens (bonfire salvia), 2907 nucleotides long. Its product is annotated as BTB/POZ domain-containing protein At3g44820. The transcript has 5 exons. NCBI's taxonomy places the organism in Eukaryota, Viridiplantae, Streptophyta, Magnoliopsida, Lamiales, Lamiaceae. Bases 627 to 2480 code for a protein of 617 amino acids. The record is from RefSeq and is a predicted model, not a curated record. Gene Ontology annotation, molecular function: protein binding.
CAACUCUAUUACGUUACGUGAGCUGUCUGAAUUUCAUUGAUCAAAAGCCAUAGGCGAUAGAAUGGGAGUCUAAACCCAGAUUUUGUGUUAAAAAUUAAGCAUUGAAAACCGAAGAAUGCGAGUUGAAGUGUUUUUCAAGUAAGAAACGCCACUUUCCUCAAUCUCUUUCUCUUCGACUCGACACAACGGUUCUCCCACUGUCAAUAUAUGAUUGCUUUUGUUCUAUUUGCUCUCCAAUCCACGGAAUAUAUCACAAAUGUACAACUGCGAAUCUUGAGAGUUGAGACAACUGAUGAGCCAAAACACAGACAACGGGGCUGUAAAGAUGGAGUCUUUAUGAGUUAUAAUUGCUUCUUGUUUUAGCUAUUCAUGAUAAUGCCCCAAAUUAGACCGGGUUGGUGGCCUGCACUUUUGGUAGGGUUAUGGAUGUGUGCUUAAUUAAUGGUUUGCUGAGCUGUGAAAAUAAGGAGUAAUAAUAUCAGGGUCUCUCAUGUUUCUCAAGUGAACUCAAAAUUGAAAUGAUGGGAGCCCUCUGCAUUUAUUAUUUGGAGGGGGAGAAUGAAUUUGAAUUCAAUUCAAUUGAAGAAAAGGAGGAGUUUUAUUGAAGAAGAGCCUUUGGCCGACUGAUGGCUCCUGGGAGAACUUCUGGAUUCCAUCGCCAAGGAGAUGACUGGUUCAGCAGUUCAAGUUUGCAAAGUGAUAUAACAGUGGUGGUGGAUGAAGUGAAGUUCCAUCUCCACAAGUUUCCUCUUAUUUCUAGGUGUGGGAAGAUAGCAACUAUCUGUGAAGAGUCUGAAAGUUCCACCGAGAGGACAUUGCAAGUUCGUCUUGAAGAGUUUCCUGGUGGUGCCGACACUUUUUUCAUAGUAGUAAAAUUCUGCUAUGGUGGGAGGCUAGAGUUCACACCCAAAAACAUAGUAAUUUUGUAUUGUGCUGCAGAUUAUCUUUCGAUGACUGAUGUGUAUGGUGAAGACAAUUUAUUGUCCAAAUCAAAAAGUUAUUUUCAUAAGCAUAUCCUAAAAGACUGGAAGGAUUGCAUUUUGGCUCUCCAAAGCUGUGAACUAGUUAUCCCAAGAGCUGACAAACUUCAAAUUAUAAGUAAAUGUAUCAAUGCAUUGUCUGUAAUGAUCUGUACGGAUCCCUCGUUGUUCGGAUGGCCUAUGAUGAUGUAUGGUAGCCUACAGAGUCCUGGAGGAAGCAUUCUGUGGAACGGGAUAAAUACUGGUGCAAAGAUCCAUAGUAAUGAAUCUGACUGGUGGUUUGAGGAUGUAUCGUAUCUCUGUGUCGAGUUAUUUGAGAGGCUAAUUCAGACAUUGGAAGCCAAAGGAAUAAGUCCGGAGAACUUAGCACGUGCCAUAAUGUACUAUUGUAAAAAGUAUCUUCCAGGACUGGGUCGCCGAUGGCAGGGAGGACAGAGUAGUUUGUCGAGGACAGUUACUAGUUUCAGCAUGAUGCCUGCCAAUGUUAAUCAAGUUGCUCUUUUGCAAAGUGUUAUCAAACUUCUGCCAGAGAAGAAAGGAAAAUCUUUUUGCCGUUUUCUGCUGGGACUUCUACGUGUUUCAUUGAUCUUGGGAGUUAACAAUACAUGCCGGGAUUCUCUGGAAAGGAGAAUAGGCGUGCAACUCGAUUUGGCAACCCUGGAUGGUCUACUGAUACCUAAUUAUUCUGAUUCUGAUACUUUGUACAACACCGAUUGUGUUGAAAGGAUGAUUCGUCAUUUUGUAUCUUUGGAGUCUAGUGUAGCUUCGAUAUCUCCAUUAUCUACUGACCCUGAAACAUCAACAUUAUCCGUGAGUUUCAAGAGAGUUGCUAAAUUGGUAGAUAAUUAUGCAGCAGAGGUUGCUUCUGAUGUAAACCUGAAACCUGGAAAAUUACGUGGACUGGCAGAAGCGUUACCAGAAUCUUCAAGAUCUUUGCACGAUGGGUUAUACCGAGCACUGGAUAUAUACUUUAAGGCACAUCCCUGGCUUUCAGAUAAAGAGAGGGAGCAGCUUUGCAACAUUAUUGAUUUUCAGAAACUCUCAAUCGAUGCUUGUGCACACGCAUCUCAAAACGAGAGGCUCCCACUCAGAGUCGUACUACAGGUCCUGUUCUUUGAGCAGAUGCAGCUGCGGACGGCCUUAGCUGGCUGCCUAAAUGCUCUUGAUGCUGAAAGUGCGCCUACAGCUUCUCUGGCAGUUCCUAACGAAGCAGCUGGGCCAAGAGUCCGUCAAGAUGGAUGGGUAACAGUUGUUCACGAGAACCAGAUGCUAAAAGUAGAUAUGGAACGGAUGAGGUCGAGAGUUGGUGAGCUGGAAGAAGAGUUCAGUAAAAUCAAGGAAGAGAUGAAAAAGGCAACUGGAUGCAAUCUACUUCCUCAGGCUUCAGAUGCCCAAAAAGACGUCGUCGAGAGUGGGACACCAACUCCAAGAGCAUCAGUUGAGCAGGCGCAACCAUCCCUCCAGAAUCCUAGACAUAGAAAAAGUUCCUCCCUGUUUUGAGCAUUCUUUUCUUGCAGCGAGCUGGCAACCACGGGAAUAGGGGCUAGUCAAGCCAAGGUGGCAAUGCUAGGUUUUCUUCUCUGGCAGUAUGUGUGAAGCAAACGUUGAGAAGAUGGUGCUUGUCCAUGUCUGGUGCGAUGGUGUUUGUCCAUGUCCAUGUCCAGUGCCAUAGCUGGAGAAGGUAAAGAAAUGUAGCAAUACAUAGGUUUAGAUGGUGAACGGGGCUGGGGAAAAAAUUCUAGCAGAUGAGUAUGACCUUCGUUUUUUCUGUAAUAAUGUAGCAAAACAUAGCUUUAGAUGAUCUACGGGAUCGUAUCUACUAGAGUUUUUUCCUCGGUUUUCACAGCAUUCACAAAAGCUGAAUUUAUAAUGUAUAAUUUGUAUCUUAUGAUGUUAUAGUUGUAUAUAGUUGCAACUUACUAGUAUA